Molecule: messenger RNA, 3516 nt
Organism: Ananas comosus (pineapple)
Lineage: Eukaryota; Viridiplantae; Streptophyta; Magnoliopsida; Poales; Bromeliaceae
Product: DNA-directed RNA polymerase 3B, chloroplastic-like
Exons: 19
Coding region: 31-2961 (976 amino acids)
Biological process (GO): mitochondrial transcription
Cellular component (GO): mitochondrial DNA-directed RNA polymerase complex
Molecular function (GO): DNA binding; DNA-directed RNA polymerase activity
Source: RefSeq, a predicted model, not a curated record
CUCUCUCUCUCUCUCUCUCUCUCUUCUCCAAUGGCGUCCUCCGCCUCCUCCUUCUUCCUCCCACCCCCUCCUCCAUGGGGGGGAACCCACGAGUUCCGUACCCGUCGACCACCACCACCACUACCCAAGUUCCCCCUCCCGAACCCUCCUUUCCCCUCCAAUUCGAUGUCCCCUCCCGCAAUCCCCAAAUGGGUCCCCUUCAAUUCCCUCCGAUCCCCUCUCCUCAUCGACCCAAUCGCCGAGGACUACGACGACGACGAGAGGAGCUUGGACUACGUCGACGGGUUGAUCGAGUUCCCCUGGUUCGGCUACGAGGUUCCCCUCGAAACCCCCGGCGAUGCCCUAAAAAUGGCCUUUUGCGAGGACCCAGAUUGGUUUCCGGCCGAUUACUAUCCAGCGGUUGCGGAGAAGAGAUUGAGGCGCGGUGGAGAGGGGAGGGCCAAGUAUAAUGCGUUGAGGAGGCGGCAAAUUAAGGCGGAGACGGAGGCGUGGGAGAAGGCGGCGGAGGAGUACAAGGAGUUGGAGAGGGUGAUGCUGGAGAAGAAGCUGGCCCCGAGCUUGCCCUACGUGAAGUCGCUGUUUUUGGGGUGGUUUGAGCCGCUGCGAGACGCCGUCGAGGAGGAGCAGCGGCUGCAGAGGUCGAAGCGGCAGAAGGCCGCAUACGCCGCGCACAUCCGGCUGCUGCCGGCGGAUAAGAUCGCGGUGAUCGUGAUGCAUAAGAUGAUGGGCCUGCAGAUGAUGGGGCAGGAAGAAGGGUGUGUUAGGGUGGUUCAAGCCGCGAUUCAUAUCGGCGAGGCCAUAGAGCAAGAGUUCAAGAUCCAUUCAUAUUUUCAGAAGAGUAAGAGAUCGGGAAGGAGGAAAAAUCAAGGCGAAGAAAAUGAAAUGGUAAGUAAAGAAGAGGGGAAGCUUCGGAAACACGUGAUGAAUUUGGUCAAAAUGAGAAAGCUAACUGAGGCGCAGAAGCUAAUAAAAACUGAGAUUGAGACAGAGCCUUGGGGUCGGGACGCCCAGGCGAAGUUGGGAAGCCGUUUGAUAGAAUUAUUAAUGGAGUCGGCAUUUGUACAACCACCACCUAGCCAAUCAGCAGAUAGUUUACUGGAAAUUCGCCCUGCAUUUCGGCAUGCUUUCAAAACUGUAGCUGUGGAAAAUGGGAAGCUGAGGAACAGAUACGGGGUAAUAGAAUGCGAUCCGCUGGUUCACAAGGGUCUUGAUAGCACCGCUAGGCACAUGGUGAUUCCAUACCUUCCAAUGUUGAUACCACCAAAAAAUUGGAAAGGGUAUGACAAAGGAGGACAUUUGUUUCUACCAUCCUAUGUUAUGCGGACUCAUGGAGCAAAGGACCAGCAGGAUGCAAUUAAAAGUGUUCCCCCAAAACAACUGCGGAGAGUUUUUGAGGCAUUGGAUACCCUUGGAAGUACUAAAUGGAGGGUAAAUAGAAGAAUACUUGAUGUCGUAGAGAGUAUUUGGAGCGGAGGUGGUGGUAUUGCAGGACUGAUCAAUCGGCAAGAUAUUCCUUUAGCAGAAAGACCUGACUCAGAGGAUCCAGUUGAAAUCCAGAGAUGGAAGUGGAGCAUCAGAAAGGCGAAAAAAGCCAAUAAUGAAAUGCAUGCCCAAAGAUGUGACACAGAGCUUAAACUUUCUGUUGCCCGUAAAAUGAGAGAUGAAGAAGGCUUUCACUACCCUCAUAAUCUAGACUUUCGUGGACGUGCGUACCCUAUGCAUUCACACUUGAAUCACUUAAGUUCGGAUCUUUGCCGAGGAAUUCUAGAGUUUGCUGAAGGACGGCCGUUGGGGAAGUCUGGGCUACAUUGGCUAAAGAUACAUUUGGCAAAUAUAUAUGGUGGAGGCGUCGAAAAGCUCUGUUAUGAGGGUAGAUUGGCCUUUGUGGAGGAUCACUUACACGAUAUAUUUGAUUCAGCAGCAAAUCCCAUUGAAGGAAAGUGCUGGUGGGUAAAUGCUGAGGACCCUUUUCAAUGCUUAGCUGCAUGUAUGGAUCUCUCCGAUGCCUUGAAAAGCUCAUCCCCACACAAUGCUGUAUCCCACGUGCCCAUUCAUCAGGAUGGCUCAUGCAAUGGUUUGCAACAUUAUGCAGCUCUGGGAAGAGACAGUUUAGAAGCAGCUGCUGUCAACUUGGUCGCUGGAGAAAAACCUGCUGAUGUAUACUCAGGAAUAGCUGCAAGGGUAAUGGAUACCAUGCAAAAAGACUCUCAGAAAGAUCCUGCUACCAAUCCGACAGCUCUGUUGGCUAAGGCAUUAGUUGACCAGGUGGAUAGAAAGCUUGUGAAGCAAACCGUGAUGACUUCAGUCUAUGGUGUUACAUAUGUUGGUGCUCGUGAGCAGAUCAAAAGGCGACUAGAAGAGAAGGGACUAAUUACAGAUGACAGAUUGCUUUUUAGUUCAUCUUGCUAUGCUGCUAAGGUAACACUGGAUGCUCUAGGAGAGAUGUUCCAAGCUGCACGUAGCAUUAUGAAAUGGCUUGCUGAUUGUGCAAAGGUGAUCGCUUCAGAGAAUCAGCCUGUGAGAUGGACUACCCCUCUUGGACUCCCAGUUGUCCAGCCCUACAGGAAUUACGAGCGGCACCUCAUACGAACUUCCCUUCAAGUUCUUGCCUUGCAACGAGGGGGCCAGACAGUUUCUGUGAAACGACAAAAGACAGCAUUUCCACCUAAUUUUGUGCACUCACUUGAUGGCUCACAUAUGAUGAUGACCGCCAUUGCUUGCAAAAAUGCUGGCUUACAUUUUGCAGGAGUGCACGACUCUUUUUGGACUCAUGCAUGCGAUGUGGACAGAAUGAAUCGCAUCUUGAGAGAACAAUUUGUGGAGCUUUACAAUAUUCCAGUUCUCGAGAAUUUGCUAGAGGGUUUCCAGACGUCCUUUCCAACAUUGACAUUUCCUUCUCUUCCGGAACGAGGCGACUUUGACCUAAACAAAGUUCUCAACUCUCCUUACUUUUUCAAUUGAAUUAUUAUAAACUGAUGGAUCUACUACUCGAAGCCCGCAACUGUUGGCAAGAAUUGCGUCACCGAUGAACCAACCAGAACUCUAUCUCGAUGAUAGGAAACCAAAGCUCUCAUUUUCUGUUGAGUAAUCGUUCGAGUAAGUCUUGAAUGAGCCCCUCUAACGGUUGAUGCAAAUAAACGAAUUUUUGUUCGACGCCUCUGAGCUGUAUAUCCUCAAAGCUGGUGCUGUAGCAUACAAAAGUAAACAUGUACAGGAAAAGGUGAUUUCUGACACAAGCAUACCGAGUUCACGAAUUGUGAAAGUUCUAUGAAUGAGAUUGACGAUAUAUGAUCUCAACUUUUGCUGCUGACGAUACAAACAUGUAUUGGCAAUUGAAGAGUAGGUUUUAAGUGUGAAAUCAUAUGAGGUGGUUCAUAUUUACGGGGUGGAAGUUAUCCUGCAGCUAGUGUUGAAUUGUUAGGCCAUUUAAAUCUGUAUUUCUAGCCAUAAUUCAUGAUGUCCGAUGACUGUUGUAUUAUAUGAUCUAUAACUUUGUCCGGCUAUCCGGCCCUGUAA